Molecule: messenger RNA, 2736 nt
Organism: Diaporthe batatas
Lineage: Eukaryota; Fungi; Ascomycota; Sordariomycetes; Diaporthales; Diaporthaceae
Exons: 4
Coding region: 437-2125 (562 amino acids)
Cellular component (GO): membrane
Source: RefSeq, a predicted model, not a curated record
CGGCAAGCCUAAUAAUACCGUAGCUCUUGGCUCCCAGAGGCUCGGCUGUCAGCUCGCAAUCCUGGGAGCUGCAUUUCUUAUCAGUCAUGGCCUAUCGAAAUGCAGCGCCAUGGCUCUCCAACAAAACCGGGGCCACUUUAAUAGACGGCAACACGUAGUCUACCCAGGCAGGCCAGGACCCUAAUCUGCCACUUCUUGCUCACGACAUUCUUCCGUGAUAAACCCGCCGCCCUUCACUUGAUUCCAUUCCAGAACGCUCCUUCUUUGCUCGCGUGUUUCUCUUUCCUCUCGGCCUGUUUUUCACUCACUCAAUCCCUUUUUCUCCCCCCGUCUCCCCCCCCUCUCUCUCUCCAUUACCCCAGAAUACGACACUCGGGUUCUCGCGUUGCUACCGCUUUGAUGGUUGGAAACCGCCCCUCCUAACACAUCCAGCACCAUGGCCAACAUGAGGGACCGUCAGCAGCUGCACCGCGCUCGCAUCAUCUCGAGCGUCGCAGCUACAUUCGUGUCACUGGCCUGCGGAAGUAACUAUGUCUACUCGGCGUGGGCCCCUCAAUUCGCCGACCGCCUCAAGUACUCGACGACACAGAGCAACCUCAUCGGCCUCGCCGGCAACCUCGGCAUGUACGCCUUCGGAAUGCCUGUCGGGAUCCUCGUCGAUGCCAAGGGACCGCGCCCGGCCGCCCUCCUCGGAUCCAUAAUGCUGGCCCUAGGUUACUUCCCGCUACACCUCGCCUAUGACAAAGGCUCCGGCUCCGUCGCCAUGAUGUGCCUGUACUCGUUCCUGUCCGGCCUGGGAGGGUGCACUGCCUUUGCCGCCGCCGUCAAGACCUCUGCCCUCAACUGGCCGCAUCACAGGGGCACCGCGACGGCCUUCCCCCUGGCUGCGUUUGGCCUGAGUGCAUUCUUCUUCUCGCUCGUCGGCGGCUUCCUCUUCCCCGGAGACACGGGCGACUUCCUGCUGCUUCUGGCCUACGGCACGGCCGGCAUGACCUUUCUCGGUUUCUGGUUCCUUCGCGUUGUCCCGCACCAUGGCAGUUACCAGUCCGUGGCUGCCGACGAGGAUGAGGGCAAGGUUCGGUCAGAUGCACCCUUUGUCGAGCCUGGUGAGCCCCCCUCCUCUUUCCCCUCAGCUACUUCGCCCACCUCACACAUGAACCAAGCGGAUCAAGAACCCGGCACCGCGGACCCAAGGCCCAAGAACCCCUACGAUUUGACCAGUGGUCGGACCGGAGACGGCGAGGCCGGAGGCUCGGGCGAAUCGUCCACGCUCACGACGGCAGCUUCUUCCACAAUCGUCGCCGGGACGGACGAUUCAGACGAAACCUCGUCACUCGUCUCCUCCAAGGACUCCUCGGUGGCAGGUGAAGUUUAUGUGCAGAAUGUUGAUAUGGAUCGGUCUCAUUUGGUAGAUAUUCGUGGCUGGCAGAUCAUACGCAGUCUCGAGUUUUGGCAGUUCUUUGCCAUCAUGGGCAUCCUAGCCGGCAUCGGUUUGAUGACCAUCAACAACAUCGGGCAUAGCGUGCAAGCACUUUGGUCGCAUUACGACGAUUCUGUGAGCAACGACAGUCUGCUCAAAAGACAACAGCUUCACGUAUCUAUCUUGUCUGUCUGCAGUUUCUCGGGUCGCCUGCUGAGCGGUGUGGGCUCCGACUUCCUCGUCAAAGUGCUCCAUGCAAGCCGCGUCUGGUGCCUUGUUGUCGCUGGAUUCAUCUUCACCGUUGCCCAGGUGUGCGCUUUGGAAACGGUCAACCCGAACCUGCUGGGCUUCGUUUCCGGUCUUUCAGGCCUUGGCUACGGAUUCUUGUUUGGCGUGUUCCCCUCAAUUGUUGCCGAGAGUUUUGGCAUACACGGACUGUCUCAGAACUGGGGCCUUAUGACUAUGAGCCCGGUCGUUUCCGGAAAUGUAUUCAACCUGUUCUACGGAGUGGUGUUUGACCACCACAGCGUGGUCGGCCCCAACGGCGACCGCUCCUGCGUCGAGGGGCUGCAGUGCUACCGCGCCGCCUACCUGGUCACACUGGGGUCUUGCAUUGUUGGAUUCGUCCUCACCCUGUUUGUUAUUCGGCACCAGUCCGUUCAGAAACAAAGGGACAUCAAAAGCAAAGAUGGCCUUGAGGACUAGGGCCCUAGUCUAGUUGAGUUCCUUUGGGUGUUUGUGUGAAGGCUUGGCGUAUGGUCUUGCUGUGUUGGUGAUGUGAGAUGCCUGUUAGAAGACUUAGACAGCAUAUAGAGAGUUCAGGCGUUCAUGGUAAGUUUUGGAGAUUAGACCCGGGCUGUGGUUUUCCUUUUGGGUUGUUCUGGGUCAUAUAGACGGACAGUGAAGGGCUGUCGAUCAGCUCGGGUUCACGCAGGGGCAAGGCUAUUGGGAACAUUAGCUGUUCUACCAUUGCUGCGGCUCAACCAGAGGCACGCAAAAUAAAUCAUAAGUCAUGUGCUAAUAGAGACAAGUACUUGAUUUCAUGAUAAUAUGCAACAAUCGGAGUGAUCGAGUCUGCGGUGGCAUGAAUGUUUGGCAUGGGUGAAGCUCUUCAAACAUUUAAAUGCCACAUCUACCUGACAUAUUGUUAGCACCAAUGUGGACAACAGCAGUUCUCAGAUAUACUAGCAAUGUGGAUUUAAGAGGGUCCUAUAAAAGGAAAUUACAUAUUAUUCGGAAGCGAGCAUUUUGUUCGGUCACGGUCUAAUGCAACCUUUGCAGAUUCUAUUCCAAAUCCGAAGCCCAGUUGAUAGUUA